UGCUGCCUCCUCUUCCGCCUCUUUUAUCGCGCUCUCUCUCUUUCCCAUUUCUCCUUUCUUUUUUUAUUGGAGGAAGCGAGCUGGUGUUUGACUGUUGGACGCUGAGGUGAGCGAGCAAGCGAGCGGCGGAGCAGCAUCGCCAUCAUUCCUUUCGCUGCCCGCAAGCCCCGCACCACCUCCCCCAUCCUCCGCCAUCGGUCCCUUCCCCUUCCGUCCUUUUUCUACCCGCCGCUCCAAGGGAGGCACAGAGAUCUUCCAUGGCGAAGUUGUUUGAGGAUGCGGAGUUUUGGCUGCCCGCCGAGAUCCUUGGCGACGACGAGUUCUUUCUCGGAAAUCGCGCCGGAGAUGGGAAGCCGGCAGGUUUGCCGGCCGUUAACUUGCGUAGAGAGUUACCUUUUGGGUUCGCGGCGAGUCUGGACUCGCCGGUGGAGUCGGUCACGGACGAGGAGGAGAACUACGUGGCCGGGCUCACGAAGCAGAUGGCUCAUUACUUUUUGCAAGACGACGACAAGGAGGUCGAGGUCGAAGUCUCUGCUGGAGCGGCGGACAACUCGAGGGCUAUGUCCGGCUCGCCUCAGUCCACGCUUUGUGCGUGGGCGGCUUCCUCCAACAAGGGAAGCCCGAAUGGACCCUCGUUGGUGUCGUCGCCGCCGACGUUGUCCCCGCUAAAGGUGAGGGGGAAGGCGGAGAACCCUCGUGAUAUGCUUCACGAGGCAGCGGGGCAGGUGAUGCGUUUGCGACUCGACGAGCUCGGCCGUCAAGAGAGCUUAUAUCAUCGGGGGAUUCUCGGGGCGCAUAGGACUUCGCCGACUGCCUCUGCUCCGAAGAAAGUCGACGCCGGGUUUUUGUCCCCGAAUCCUGUUCUUAGCCAACAACAGUUACAAGCUGCCCGCUUUUACCACUUGAAGAGGCAACUAGCGAUAAAGCAGCAGCUCUCGGCGGCGGCCUGGGUAAAACAGGCCAAACUCAAACCAUCCGCCGGCUGCGGACGGUACUGCGAAACUCCCUACUGCCGUCCGUUGGAUCUUCCCGCGUCAGCGUGGCCACCGUUGCGAAAACCCCCUCCAGCUCAAACGCAUCCGCCACUCGCCUCACCGGGUACCGGCAUGCGUGCUGUGUUCCUUCACACCGCAGGAGCCCGAAAGGAGUCCGCCGGCACCGGCGUUUUCCUUCCCCGCACUGCCGUCCAUCAGCUCGAACCAAAGAAAAAGACAGGCUGUUCCACCGUUUUGGUGCCCGACAGGGUAGUACGAGCCUUGAACCUGAACUUUGAUGAGUUCGCAGCCCAACCACGCUGCUCUGGAGGAUUUGUUCUCAGCCAUGAAGCUCUCAUUGGGCGAAGCAACGUCGUGCCGUCCCAUCACAAUAAGCCCCACCACAAACUCAGCACGCAACCGCCGACUGGUCUCGCAGCAUAUCCAGCAUCAGCCGCAGCAGUACCAACUGUUCACGAGACGGGACUGCCACAGGAGUGGACAUACUGACCGCCUCGGCCCCACUAACAUCAUACUUACCGCGUCAUAGUGGUUGCCUUAGCGAUUAGGUUAACUUUCAGUAGAAACAAACGGCAAAUGCAUCUUUAGUUAGGUAUUAUUGAUCUUGUAUUUUUGACAACGCCGGUGGUGGUGUUGGCGGUGGCUGCAGUUUAAACAGGGUACAGUGUGCAAUAAAGCCGUUGUCGUGUUGUCUCGGGCGAUGGAAUUAUGGUAGCAAGCAAAAAGUGUCAAAAAUAAGAACCCCUCACCAAGCGAGGUUCAUCUUAUUAUCUUCCUUCCUGCUUUGGUAUUUGGUUCAUCAUCCUGUCCGCAUCAAUUGUGUCCUCUGCUGCAGCUUGAUCAAUGCGCGCCAGGCGCUGAGCACGAAAACAUGGGCUUCGAAUAAGGACGACUCGUCGUUUCUAGCAGUCUAUCUUAGUCAAGCAUGAAUUAUUUGUUUGUAAUCUGUUCUUGCUCCAAUGAAAUAUGUUAUCUUUUAUUUACUGUUAA
Messenger RNA from Zingiber officinale, 1985 nucleotides. RefSeq lists its product as uncharacterized. The coding region runs from base 258 to 1484 and encodes 408 amino acids. The transcript is spliced from 5 exons. NCBI's taxonomy places the organism in Eukaryota, Viridiplantae, Streptophyta, Magnoliopsida, Zingiberales, Zingiberaceae. The record is from RefSeq and is a predicted model, not a curated record.